This is a messenger RNA of Eurytemora carolleeae, 2470 nucleotides long. RefSeq names its product calbindin-32 (gene Cbp53E). The record is from RefSeq and is a predicted model, not a curated record. Gene Ontology annotation, molecular function: calcium ion binding. The transcript is spliced from 14 exons. Gene Ontology annotation, cellular component: cytosol; synapse; nucleus. Lineage: Eukaryota; Metazoa; Arthropoda; Copepoda; Calanoida; Temoridae. Gene Ontology annotation, biological process: regulation of presynaptic cytosolic calcium ion concentration; regulation of long-term synaptic potentiation. Bases 163 to 1047 code for a protein of 294 amino acids.
UUGGUUGGGUUAGAACGGAUCUGUGUCCUCCCAACACUGAUUUUUCCCCUCGGAGUCGGAUCUCCCAAUCUUCAGUCUGUUUAUCAACGUUCCCCGACCUACAGAAGAACCGGCGAACGGAAAGAGUAGAAGCUACAAAAGAACAAAACAAGAAAAAGAAAAAUGAGUUUUAAAUUGAAUGAGUCCAAUUUUCUCCGUCAGUUCCGGGAUUCUGACUCUAGGGAGAUCAGUAAACUAUCUGCAGCCCAGUUUAUCCAGGUUUGGGAGCACUAUGAUGAAGACGGAAAUGGUUAUAUUGAGGGGGAGGAGUUGGAUGGAUUCCUCAAGGAGUUUAUAACUUCAGUUAAUCCUGAUGGGUCUAUUAACAGUCAGGUUUCAGAUAAGGACCUGGCCGAGCUCAAGGAGAGCUUCAUGGAGGCAUACGAUGACAACAAGGACGGGAAGAUUGAGAUUAGAGAGUUGGCGCAACUUCUACCGAUGGAAGAGAACUUUCUUCUUCUCUUUAGAUUCGAUAAUCCGCUGGACUCUAGUGUAGAGUUUAUGAAGAUCUGGUCUCAAUAUGAUACUGAUCACAGUGGUUUCCUGGAGGCAGAUGAACUCAAGAACUUUCUUCGAGACAUACUGAAAGGAGCAAGCAAGAGCCAAGACGUAACUGAAGAUCAGCUGAUUGUUUACACUGAUACAAUGUUGAACGUGUUUGACAGUAAUAAGGAUGGUAAGCUACAGCUGUCGGAGAUGGCAAAGCUUCUUCCGGUCAAAGAAAACUUUCUUACACGACAAAUAUUCAAGGGGCCGAGUGCGAUUACGAAGGAAGAUAUUGAUGGUGUAUUCUCCCUCUAUGACAGGGAUAACAGUGGAACUAUUGAAAAUGAAGAACUCUCUGGCUUUCUUAAAGAUUUGCUUUCUCUUGCUAAAAAGGAUUACGAUAGUACUGAUUUGACCGAAUUUGAAGAGACCAUCAUGAAGGGUUGUGAUACGAACAAGGACGGAAAGAUUUCCCGCAAGGAAUUGACCAUGAUCCUGAUGGCGCUAUCUGAACAGGUUUAAGAAUCAUUGGGCAGCCUACCUCCAGUCCUAACAUACAUCUCUACAGUCCUAACCUAGCCUAGCAUACUUCUCUACAGUCUUAACCUAGCCCAGCAUACUUUUCUACAGUCCUAACCUAGCCUGCAGCAUACUUCUCUACAGUCCUAACCUAACCCAGCAUACUUCUCUACAGUCCUAACCUAGCCCAGCAUACUUCUCUACAGUCCUAAACUAGCCCAGCAUACUUCUCUACAGUCCUAACCUAGCCCAGCAUAUUUCUAAAGUCCUAACCUAGUCCAGCAUACUUCUCUACAGCCCUAACAUAUCCCAGCAUACUUAUCUACUGUCCUAAUCUAGCCCAGCAUACUUCUCUACAGUCCUUACCUAGCCCAGCAUACUUUUCUACAGUCCUAACCUAGCCUACAGCAUACUUUUCUACAGUCCUAACCUAACCCAGCAUACUUUUCUACAGUCCUAACCUAGCCUGCAGAAUACUUCUCUACAGUCCUAACCUAGCCCAGCAUAUAUCUCUACAGUCCUAACCUAGCCCAGCAUAUAUCUCUACAGCCCUAACCUAGCCCAGCAUAUAUCUCUACACUCCUAACCUAGCCCAGCAUACAUCUCUACAGUCCUAACCUAUCACAUCAUAUUUCUCUGAAGUCCUAACGCACAAGCUCUGAAGAAGAUUAAAGAGUUGUAAAAAGAAUCCUUCAGGACAUUUCAAUUUUGAAUUUACAGUUUACAAUUUUCAAGGCUGCAUACAUAAGUCUUUCUUGUAUGAAAAGUAUAGGGUUAUUCGAUAUAUAUUUGCGUUCCUUGAACAGACGCCAACUGUAGAAAAUGUAUCAGUUUUUAAAGUUUGGCCAAGAAACAAGCGAUCUUAUAUUUAUUGAAAACACCAGUAUUUGAUCAUCAAUGUUUAAUGUACUUCGCAGAUGCUAAAUAAUGUUCCUUUUAUCGAUCAUUUAUGCAAUUAGACAAGUUCUCUUUAUUAUUUCAACAAUUAUUAUGUCGUUUAGGCAGCUAUUGGUGUAAUUUAAUGGCCAUAAAGAUUGUUUUUAUGAUAUGUAUAUCUAAUAUAUGCAAACUUAACUUUCUUAGCAUUAUUAAAACUGUUAAAAAUUGUUAGCUUUAGUAGAACUGUAAAAGUGGAAUCUGUAAAACACUCCUGUUUUCCACUGAUAAGUGCCCUUAGUGUCACUUCUAGUUCAAACUUAUUUAUUUCAUUGAAUCUUGCUUUUUCUCUCUUUCUCUCUCUUUUAACUUCUUUCAACAAAUAAACAGAUGGUUUGAGGAUAUAUAUCAUUAUAUAAUGCAACUCCUGGUAUGGGGGAACAAAACGUUUUCUAAACUUCAAAUCUAAAAUUUCUUUCUUGUUAAUCGUGUUCGUAUAUAGCAUAGAUAUGUUAAUUACAGAGUUUAGAAAAAUAAAUAUUUUAUAGAA